UUUCUUUCAGGGAAAUCUGAUGAACCAAGUUGUGCUUGUGACCAGUUUCAUUGUGCUAAUGGGAAGUGCAUUCCAGAAAGUUGGAAAUGUAAUAAUAUGGAUGAAUGUGGAGACAACUCAGAUGAAGAAAUCUGUGCCAAAGCUAAUCCUCUGGCAGCUUCUUCCUUUCAACCUUGUGCUAGCAAUGAGUUCCAGUGUCUUUCUCGCUUCACCAAGCUUUACACUUGCCUUCCAGAAUCUUUAAAAUGUGAUGGUAACAUUGAUUGUCUUAACCUAAGAGAUGAAAUAGACUGUGAUGUGCCAACAUGUGGGCAGUGGUUAAAAUACUUCUAUGGUACUUUCAGUUCUCCCAACUAUCCUGACUUCUAUCCACCUGGAAGCAACUGCACCUGGCUGAUAGACACUGGUGACCAUCGCAAAGUAAUUUUGCGAUUCACUGAUUUUAAACUUGAUGGUACAGGGUUUGGAGACUAUGUCAAAAUAUAUGAUGGAUUAGAGGAGAAUCCACGGAGGUUGUUGCGUGUGCUGACAGCAUUUGACUCUCAUGCUCCCCUCACGGUUGUUUCAUCCUCAGGACAGAUAAGAGUGCAUUUUUGUGCUGACAAAGUGAAUGCUGCAAGAGGAUUCAAUGCCACCUAUCAAGUAGAUGGCUUCUGCUUGCCCUGGGAAAUCCCAUGCGGUGGAAAUUGGGGUUGCUACACAGAGCAGCAGCGCUGUGAUGGUUACUGGCACUGUCCAAAUGGAAGGGAUGAAACCAACUGCACCAUGUGCCAAAGAGAUGAGUUUCCCUGUUCUCGAAAUGGUGUUUGCUAUCCUCGUUCAGAUCGCUGCAACUACCAGAAUCAUUGCCCUAAUGGUUCAGAUGAAAAAAAUUGCUUCUUCUGUCAACCAGGAAAUUUUCAUUGUAAAAAUAACCGCUGUGUGUUUGAGAGCUGGGUUUGUGAUUCGCAAGAUGACUGUGGUGAUGGCAGCGAUGAGGAGAAUUGCCCAGUCAUUGUGCCCACUAGAGUAAUAACUGCAGCUGUCAUUGGGAGUCUUAUUUGUGGAUUGCUGCUUGUCAUUGCACUGGGAUGUACUUGUAAAUUGUACUCACUCAGGAUGUUUGAGCGAAGAUCAUUCGAAACUCAUUUGUCAAGGGUUGAGGCUGAACUCUUAAGAAGAGAAGCUCCUCCAUCCUAUGGACAGUUAAUUGCCCAGGGUUUAAUUCCACCAGUUGAAGAUUUUCCUGUUUGUUCACCAAAUCAGGCUUCAGUUCUGGAAAACCUGAGACUGGCAGUACGAUCUCAGCUUGGAUUUACCUCAAUCAGACUUCCUAUUGCUGGCAGAUCAAGUAACAUUUGGAAUAGAAUUUUUAAUUUUGCAAGGUCACGUCAUUCUGGAUCAUUGGCAUUGGUCUCAGCGGAUGGAGAUGAUGUUGCCAGCCAAAGUACUAGCAGAGAAACUGAAAGAAAUAGUACACACAGAAGUCUGUUUUCAGUUGAAUCUGAUGAUACAGACACAGAAAAUGAAAGAAGAGACACAGCAGGAGCAGUCGGUGGUGUUGCAGCCACCUUGCCUCAGAAGGUCCCUCCUGCAACAGCAAUAGAAGCAACAGUAGGAGCAUGUGGGAGUUCCUCAGCUCAGAGCGGCAGUAGCUGUAACACGGAUAGCGGAAGAGAAGUGACAAGUGUAGAGCCCCCAAGCACGAGUCCCGCACGUCACCAGCUCACUAGCGCGCUAAGUCGUAUGACUCAAGGCUUACGCUGGGUACGCUUUACCUUAGGGAGAUCGAGCGCAGUGAAUCAGAACCAAAGUCCUUUGAGACAGCUUGAUAACGGGGUAAGUGGAAGAGAAGAGGAUGAUGAUGUUGAAAUGUUAAUUCCAGUCUCUGAUGUAGCCUCAGACUUUGACAUGAAUGACUGUUCAAGACCUCUACUUGAUCUCAGCUCAGAUCAAGGACCAGGGCUUAGACAGCCUUACAGUGCAACACAUCACGGUGUAAGGUCAUGCAGUCGAGAUGGCCCCUGUGAGAGCUGUGGCAUCGUACACACUGCCCAGAUACCCGACACUUGCUUAGAAGCAACAGUGAAAAAUGAAACUAGUGACGAUGAGGCGUUACUACUCUGCUAGGUACGGAUUGUUUAGGAAAGAUUGUGUACAAGUUGGAGCAAUAUCUGUCAUUGUUUUGUACUUCACAAUUAAAACUAGUUUUUAGUUUUAAAAAAUCCAGGACAACAUUCUGUUAAAGCUGUUUUAGCCUGUGUGGUUGAUUAAACAUUUCUUAUACUGGAUGACAUUAUGGAACUAUGAGAGUGAACGCUUUAAUGGCUCUGGAUACACGAUGUGUGUAUCCAGCGUAAUCUGAUUACUCGUUAAACUGAAGUUAUCCCCGUUAGUUUCACAUUUAGUUUAUCCUGGUACUGUAGCUUAAACCAGAAACACGGCUGCUCAAGACUGACUUGGCUGCCUGUUUAACCC
This is a messenger RNA of Tauraco erythrolophus (red-crested turaco), 2457 nucleotides long. Lineage: Eukaryota; Metazoa; Chordata; Aves; Musophagiformes; Musophagidae. The record is from RefSeq and is a predicted model, not a curated record.